UGCGACGAAAAGUUUUGGAAAAUACUCCGAUUAAAAGCCGGUUUUCUGACGAAUCUGCUGAUCGAUUUCUGUCAAACUCGAUAAAAAGCAAGAACUCGAUAUGGAGAACGAUAAUAAUGGUGUAGUGAAGAAUCAAAAGGGUAUCAAUGGCUCCCCUAUCAAAGAUUCGACGCCACUCGCUCGACUUGGUCUUGCGUCUCGUCUUCGUCCUUACGUCGUAGCCCUUCGACCAUGGUCUUUCAGUGCAUCUCUGACACCUGUCGCACUGGGCAGUGUUCUUGCUUACAAAGUGAAUGGGGACUUCAGCAUAGUGAUACUUCUCCUGACCUGCUUCACAGCUUUGUCAGUCCACGCUGCUGGAAAUUUAGUCAACACUUUCUGCGAUUACUACAAAGGAGUGGACUCGAAAAAGAGUGACGACCGGACGCUUGUUGAUCAUCUAUUGAUGCCAAAUGAUGUCGCAUAUUUAGGUGGUGUGUUUUACGCUGCAGGAUGUUUUGGUUUUCUGCUCACAAACUGGCUAUCGACAACAUCGAUGGAACAUUUAGCCCUGAUUUAUUUUGGCGGACUCUCGAGUAGUUUUCUCUAUACCGGUGGAUUAGGAUUGAAAUAUAUUGCUCUUGGAGACAUUGUCAUACUGCUCACCUUCGGACCAAUCACUGUGCUGUUCUCUUUCCUGACUCAAGGCGGCGUCCUAUCAUUUCUACCACUCCUUUACGCGGUACCGCUCGCACUUAACACGGAGGCUAUCUUACAUUCGAACAACGCUCGCGACAUGGAAUGUGACAAGUCUGCAGGAAUAGUGACACUUGCAAUUUUACUUGGAAGGACUGGCUCUUAUGUGUUAUUCGUUGUACUACUCUUUACCCCUUAUGUGAUGUUUGCAGUUCUUGGUAUAAACUUCAGCAAAUGGUUUCUAUUGCCUGUUUUGACUAUUUUUUUGGCAUUUGAUAAUGAGAGGGAAUUCAGAGGUGGAAAACUUCGGUUUAUGCCACACAAUAUAGCCAAGCUCAAUCUAGUCAUGGGAUUUCUCUAUGUUUUUGCUGUGUUUAUGGUUGAUUCUACUAGGAUGCCAGGACUGCCUUGACAUGUUUUGAUCCUUCAUCUGCUUGUAGCAUUUAUGUCUAUGGCUUGGCUUAUUAUCUCAAUUAUUCUACACGUCAUGUUGGUUAGUUGACACUUUUGGGUUAAUUUUUAGAAUUUUUGACCCAAAAAACUUGCCUCGAAAAUCCAGUGGCUCUCAAGGCUGUGGUGUGCAAUGGUAUCACUGAAGUUGGUGAAUCUUUGCCAUCUGCAUUGAAAGCGUUUUGAAAUGUUAAAAAUUCUUGAUAUUCUUGAUAAUUUCUCUAUUAAAGGUCAGUUCAUUUCAAAGAUUUGGAAAACAUGUAAAUAUACCUCGGAACAUGAUUUUUGUCUCUUUAUGGGCAUCAUUAGAACAUGAGACUGAAAUAAUGAAAGGUCACUUGCCUAUUUAGUAGACAACUUGGAGGAUAAGUGGGACUCUACCACUCAUCAUGUUAACAAAGUGGCACUCAAAAUAGCACCAUUAUUUACCAUGGUUUACAACGUAACAUGCCAUAAAUGUCAGUUUGGCGCAGGGACCAUCCAUAACUGGUGUGUUUGAUGACUGGCAUUGGGCUUGGGUAAGCACCGGAAGUACUUUGUAGCACCUUGAAGGGGAUGCGUGGCGUAUCAUGCGUACAAAUACUCCAGAGAACAUUAAAGUAGCGUAAAAAAAGAAUGACCUGACAUCAGACUCUGUAUAUGCAUACAGAAAAAGGAUUACGGGGCAACUCGGCCUAUUACCAACUCGGCCCACCAACUCGGCCUGGGUUAUAAAUCAUCGGUUUAUUGGCAUAAGUUUUCCUUAUAUUGUUUUUUUUUUGUUGCUAUAUAUAUAGGCCUACUAUUUAUUCAUUCCUGGUGGAAAUUUGAAGAGAAUUCAUCAAGAUUAGGAGAAGAAAUCCAUUAAAUCACAGUCAUGAAUGUGCAUUUGGAGUGCUACCGCGACUUUUCCACACUCGCCGCCGUUAUUUCAUGGAUUUCUCCUUCAAAUCCCAAUGAAUUUUCUCCAAAUUUCCAACGGGAAUGAAUACAUAGUAGGCCUAUACCAACAAAAAACAAAAAAAUAUAAGAAAAACUUAUGCCAAUAAACCAAUGAUUUAUAACCCAGGCCGAGUUGGUAAUAGGCCGAGUUGGUCAUACACCAGAAAAAGGACGUGUACAAUUUUUUUUCAAUUUCUUCCAUUGCCUGUUCUAUUUUUGCGAAAGAACUGCAUGGUGAUGCAGUAAAACAGAAAUCAGAACCCCACAUCAUACUUCAUGGCCUGGACUGAGUGAAGCUAAAUAAUUGUCAUCAACCGGUUAUGGUUUUGCUGUUGUGCGUCAUAUUUCUUUGCAAAAAAAGUUACAUGUAUAUUUGUUAUGGUUGUGAUGUAUAAUAAUAAUGUACAUUGUAUGCUGGAUGUUGAUAAUAAAGCAUUGGUUGCU
This is a messenger RNA of Lineus longissimus, 2490 nucleotides long. Its product is annotated as ubiA prenyltransferase domain-containing protein 1-like. The record is from RefSeq and is a predicted model, not a curated record. Gene Ontology annotation, molecular function: prenyltransferase activity. The coding region runs from base 101 to 1087 and encodes 328 amino acids. Gene Ontology annotation, biological process: vitamin K biosynthetic process; menaquinone biosynthetic process. Gene Ontology annotation, cellular component: endoplasmic reticulum; Golgi membrane. Lineage: Eukaryota; Metazoa; Nemertea; Pilidiophora; Heteronemertea; Lineidae. The transcript has a single exon.